Diversispora eburnea is the source of this 972-nucleotide messenger RNA. The record is from the annotation of a GenBank genome assembly. Lineage: Eukaryota; Fungi; Glomeromycota; Glomeromycetes; Diversisporales; Diversisporaceae.
AUGAACACUAAAGAGUGGUAUUUUGGUGACGCUAACUCUGAUAAUUAUGACGAAAGAAGUGACGAAGACUUCAAUCCUUGUGAAGACCAAGUUCCAAUGGACACAAGUGCUUCCUCAGAAAGUGAAACUGAAGAAGAAAAUGAACAAGAAAUCGAAGAAAAUGGUGAAGCUUCAAAUGAUGUUAAUGAUGAAAAUACCAUAAUCGAAAAUCAUGUACAACAAAAUAAUAAUCAUCGAAUAUCUAAGAAAAACGGUGACACUAAAAUAAGUCAAAGGACAAGAAGUCGUCUCCGAGCUGUUCGUGCUGAAAAUAAUGGCGUAAACCGAUCUAUUAAUGAUGGUGAUGAAGUAUAUAGUAACGGUAUAAAUGGAAGUCUUGAUGAAGAUUCCGCAAAUGAUGUAAAUGGAGGUGGAGAUUAUGAACACGAUAUACAUUCACCUAACGGUGAUAUUAUGAAUGGAAGUAGUGGCAGCACGAAUGGCAUAAAUGGGAAUGGAUCACGUCUCUCGCAAUCUCGCCGGGUCCCGUUAAGUCCUGGACAAGAUAGAUUCAGUAAUCCUCGACAAAAUAAUCAGUAUUUUCCGUAUUUUCCGCAAGAACACAAAUUAAAGCGGCUUGACGUUCCUUUCUCGAUCUUCUCGGGUGAAUUUAACAGUUACCAUGAAGAUCUCGAGUCAGAGUUUAAAGAUCUCGAGAUUAAGGAACGUAGGCUAAAUUCCAAGAAAUCAGAGAAAGCUUCACAGGCCUCGGAGGCCAAGAAGCUUUCAGAAGAAAAGAAGGUCGAAUUGAAGAAGAUAAUGGAUCGUAACAAGGACUUGCGAGACCAGGUAGAAGAUCUGCACGGGGUCCUAAUGGACGUUUUAACGGACCUCGUGCAGAGUGAUGAUGACGACGCCAGUCAGUUGAACCCGCUUACAAUCGGCCCCCUUAUUCUUGAAUUGGCGCGUCGACUGGCUAGUCAAAAACUUUAA